Messenger RNA from Pseudonaja textilis, 2403 nucleotides. The record is from RefSeq and is a predicted model, not a curated record. Lineage: Eukaryota; Metazoa; Chordata; Lepidosauria; Squamata; Elapidae.
AUCUCCCCGUCCGGUCCAGCCAUGGCCGACGACGAGGAAUUCGAGAACUUUUUUGACGGAAAUUAUACUUGUACAAAAUCAGUUGAAACGUCUACUUUUCUACAUUUUUCGCUAAUUCCAUCAGUUGUCAUCAUUUUGAUUCUGGCCUGUCUUGAAAAGAGAGCACAAAGAUUCUGGUUUGAUGACAGAUAUCCCAAAUGUCCAAGACGUUGUGCGUUACUGCUCCCCCUGGACUUUUACAACUCAAUCAACAACCGAUGGUCAUUGGGAUUUGCAUUUGGUGCUACUACUGAUAAAAUCAUGUUUCUAUUUGAGAAAGAGUUCUUUCCAGUGGGACUUCCUGAAUGGGCUAAAGUAUUUUGGAUCCUCCUCACGGCUUUUGAAGUCGGCAUCUCCUCAUACCCUUUCUUUGUAUGUCUUUUAACAAAAUAUGAAGUUGUAGGAGCAGUUCUGGGAUUUCUUUACACAGCAGCUUGGGCAGUUGCCACGAUCUUUGACAUUUUAGACUGCUCUCCUAAUGACAAUCUUUUUGGAAAGUACACGGACGUAAUUCUGAAGUGGCCAUCCUUGCUGUUCCUGUUCCUUCUGCUAGGACAUUUCCUUUUUAAAUUUGUGAAAGCAGUGAGAUUUUCAUCUGUAUGGAACCAAAAUGACAAAGAUUCUCUUAUGGAACAAUACCAGUUGCAGUAUGUCCAGCGGUUGCUGAGAAAGCCUGUGCUUGGGAAUCCCCAGAAAAACUGGUUUCAGAGAAAGUUGUAUCAAUGGGACCCCUACUUUAAAUUCCCCAGCAGAUUAAUCAGCACAAUUGUCGUUAUGUUCCUAUGUCUUUACAUGUUUAUUGGGUUUGAAUUUUUUUUGAUCAAAUCACUUAUCACAAUACUCAAAAAACUGCAUAAGUCCUUCGAAGAAGGUUUUUCAGUUUCGGGAGAUGCAUCAUGGCUUCAAGACUUUGCAGAGUUUAUUCGUGUCUUAGAAGGCAUUUGGAUUGUUACUACUGUUAUUGCUUCUGCCACAUGCAUCGGAUAUGCAUUUAACAUCUUAGCCUGCUACAGGUACAGAUAUAGAUUGUGUAACUCUUGUGUAGAUGUAGCACUAUCAAAGUUCAUCUCUUUUCAAAUUGCAUACAUAAUGUGGGGAUACCUAAUCAUGCAUUUGGUGCAGUGGUUAUUUGGAAUGAUAUUUAUGUAUGUUCUGAUUUUACCCAUGGUACAUGGCAAAUGGAUGGAGCUUUUAAACAAAUGGGGAACUGUUAUCCUGACGUUUAUCAUUGUCAUAGUGAUCAAGAAGAUACAGGUGUUUGUAGGUGGCAAGUUUUUCCUCCAGCCAAAAAUGUCACCGAGUGACAGUCAAAAGCCUUUGGCUCUUGAUAACAGGAGAGUCUUCGUAAACUUCAGUUAUUUUUUAUUCUUCCAUUCGGUGGUCGUGGGCUUAACUUCCUGUCUGAUGAGACUCUUCCGUAGCAUCAUUAUUGGGGUCUGGCUGGUUGGACGGAUAGAUAGGCCAGUAAUGCCAAAAGGUUAUGAACAAUGUGAUGCAGGAUACACAGUUUGGAUUGGAAUGCUUUUUCUGGACCACUAUCACACAAAUCCCAUCCUUGUGUGCUUCUGCCAAAUCCUUUGUGACAAAGUCAAACAAAAAAAACUGUCUGGCGAUUCAUACUCAUCUGUGUGUAAGCCAUUGGUAAUAGUUCCCAGAGUGUCUAGGAAAGCCAGGACAAGAUGGUUCCUGCUCUAUACACUUCUGAAUAACCCCAGCGUCCAAAAAAUCCGGAAGCUAAAACCUCUCUCUUAUUCAGUGGACUGAUCAAAUCUUUUGUUGUUGUUGUUAACAGCAUAUUUUGUGGUUCUUCUGUGGUUCGCAACAAUUUAGUAUUUGAUCCAAGUUGUGAUCAGGAGGGGCUUGCUGACAUAUUCAUUUGUUUCCUAAAUGAACACUUGCAGCAUGGCUAUACUAGUGUAUUUAUUAUGUUAAUAUACCAUAUUCAAUCCCAGUACUGCUAUAUGAUAACUGCAGUGUGAUUGUUAUAUGUGCAAAAAUGAAAAGAUUUAGCACAACCCACAAUGGAGAAUGGUUGGCGAAGAUGACAGAAUUUGCAAUGAUGUUGAAAUUAACUUCCUUAAUUAGACAAAAGACAAUAUCAACACUUAUUAUUGACUGGAAAAUCCUUAGAGUUUUUUUGUUGUUGUUGCUUGAAGCAGAGGAAAAGAAAGUGUAAUUUAUGGUUUUGAUGAUUAAAAAAAUAGACAAUGGUAAAAAGAGAAAUUUUUCUCCUUGUAACCAUAGACUAAGCAAUAAUUUUGUAUUGGUGCUUGUUAUAACUGUAAAGAAAAUGGGAAGUCACUCUGUUUCUUUUCAUUUUUUAUUGUUGCAUCUUUGGCUCCCUUCCUUCCUUCCUACCCUCCU